UAAAUAACUGCGUAGUGAAGGCACGUUGAUAACCUUCUUUCUGUGUCUAACGUUAUGUGACCUGCCAUUAUUUGAGUAUUCGGAUGUACCAGAUAACUACUCUACAAAUCUAGGAUGCGUCGGUCAGGAGCUCCCAGUCAGCUGCAAGGCAAUAUGACUAAAAGGAUGCGAUUUGUGCCUCCUGGGGCGCAGCGGCUUCCUCCUGGUCGAAGCCCUACCACUCCUGAAAACAGUCCACUGCCCCUGCAGCCCAAGCCUACGCUCACCAACAAAGUCAGCACGGUGCAGAUGCCGGUCAGUGGGAGGGUAUGUGAGUCUCGGGUGUCAGGAGCUUUGGCACGGGUGCUCAGCGUGGUUCCAGUCUCUGAGAAGACCACAGAUACAUCCUCUGAGGGAGAAGAGAAUACACACACUCAUGUCACGGAUGAGGAGAGCGUGGAGAACACACUGCCUCCCCAACCUCAGGCCCGCCAGAGCCAACCCAUCAGCACAUCACCUACAGAGCGGUACUUCAGCGUCAUGUGGUGUAAAGCGUCAAACAGGAAACAUAAGCGCUGGGAAGGCGAUGCCGUUCUGGUUGCAAGGGGGCGGAGUGUUGUGCUGAAGGACAUGGAGGGGAAGGAUAUUAGUCGAGGUUCUGGUUACAAAGUUUUAGAGCUGGAGAGUCUGGCUGAAGGUGAAACCUUGAAGGUUUCUGGGAAGGAGAUUGAGGUCAUGGGGGUCAUCUCUGUGGAGGACUAUGCCACGGGUCGUUGCUUCCAAGAAGUCUCGACAGUAACCUCUGCAGUGCCCGCGCUCGAGGCGACUGUCGCCAGGGCAACAGCAAAAGCCUUCUCUCGCCCAAGUCUGAAGGGUGGAGUCACAAAACCACGAGAAGUACAGAGAGAGAUACAACCCCGCCAUAACCCAAAUGCACCAGGCGCUUUAGUUAUGCCACGGCCUCCAGCCAAUCACCAGUGGCUUUGGAACAAAGGUGGUCUUCAGGUGGUGGAUGUUGUGAUGGAUUCUCAUCUGACCAAUCAUCUGAGACCGCAUCAGAGAGAGGGUGUGAUCUUUCUCUAUGAGUGCAUUAUGGGAAUGAGACUGUCGGGGCGCUGUGGUGCCAUCCUGGCGGAUGAGAUGGGCCUGGGGAAGACUCUGCAGUGUGUGAGCUUGCUGUGGAUGCUGCUGAGGCAGGGUCCGUACGGAGGGAAGCCUGCCAUCACCAGUGCCCUUGUGGUCGCCCCCGGCAGUCUGGUCAAGAACUGGGGGGCAGAGUUCAAUAAGUGGCUGGGACGAGAACGACUCCGAGUCUACAUGGUGGAUCAGGAUCACCGUGUGGAGGAUUAUGUGGCGUCUCCGGUGUGUCCGGUGAUGGUGGUCAGUUAUGAGAUGGUGCUGCGCACGGCAAGCUUAUUGCAGAAGCUGGAUUUUGGCCUGCUCAUCUGUGACGAGGGCCACCGGCUGAAAAACACACACAUUAAAACCACCAGCGCUCUUCACACACUUUCCUGCUCCAGGAGAAUCAUACUGACGGGGACCCCUGUGCAAAAUGACCUUCAAGAGUAUUACUCCAUAGUUGAGUUUGUGAAUCCAGGCGUUCUGGGAUCUGCAGCGGCAUACAGGAAGAUUUAUGAAGAGCCAAUCAUUCGCUCCCGUCAGCCUACCUGCACUCAGGAGGAGCGCUCUCUGGGAGAGGAGCGUGCGACGGAGCUGUCUCGACUGACAGGGGUGUUCACCCUGAGGAGAACACAGGAGAUCAUUGGCCAGUACCUCCCUGGCCGCGUGGAGUGGACGCUGUUCUGCCGGCCGACUCCGCUGCAGACCAGCCUGUACACACACCUGCUGAGCACACGGGCAGUGCGGGCCUGCCUCAACGCCUCCGUCCCACACCUCGGCACACACAGCCCUCACUUGGCCUGCAUCAGCGCCCUCAAGAAGCUCUGCAACCACCCAGGACUGCUCUAUAACACUAUGAAGGAGAGCACUGAGGGUUCUGUGUGUGAGGGCCUGUCAGCAGAGCUCUUCCCUGAAGCCUACAGCAGUGGCAGGUUUAGCACGGACGAGUCAGGGAAACUCCUGGUGCUGUGUGACCUCUUGGCAGCUAUACAGCACUUCAACUCCACAGACAAGGUGGUGUUGGUCUCUAACUACACCCAGACUCUCGACGUGCUUCAGGAUGUUUGUGCUCAUCUCGGAUACACCUGCUGUCGUCUGGACGGCAGCACCCCUGUUGCCAAGCGACAGAGCCUUGUGGAAUCUUUCAACAAGCCGAGCUCCGCCCACUUCCUCUUCCUGCUCAGCUCCAAAGCAGGAGGGGUGGGCCUUAACCUGGUGGGCGCCUCCCACCUUGUGUUGUACGAUAUCGACUGGAAUCCUGCCAACGACAUUCAGGCAAUGGCACGUGUGUGGAGAGAUGGUCAAAGGAAAACUGUUCACAUCUACAGACUUCUGACCACAGGCACGAUUGAGGAGAGGAUCUACCAAAGGCAGGUGUGUAAGCAGGGUUUGUCUGGUGCAGUAGUUGACCUAGGAAAAGGGGCCGAUCACAUCAGCUUCUCUUCUGAGGAGCUGCGCGACCUUUUCACCUUUGAACCCAAGACAACCUGCCUCACACACCACCUCCUGGGCUGCCACUGUGCAGGGGAUGGAGCGAUACCAUCUUUACCAGAGGAGGAGACCACAGUGGGUGGAAGGGCAUGUCAGCUGGGUCGUCGUGCCGACAGCGUGAGCGCUCCCCAGCGGGUUAGCAUGUCUGAGCUCAUGCAGUGCGGACACUACUCAGGAGACAAGCAGUCGUAUGGAGAUGCUUACCUAGACCACGCCCACUCACACAUCACCUAUGCUUUCCAGAGUAUGAGCAUUAACAUGCAACACUCAACGUAGCACAAGCUGACAUACAAUAUACAUACAAACAUAACAUAUACAUACAAACAUAACAUAUAUACAAUAUAC
Molecule: messenger RNA, 2934 nt
Organism: Clupea harengus (Atlantic herring)
Lineage: Eukaryota; Metazoa; Chordata; Actinopteri; Clupeiformes; Clupeidae
Gene: rad54b
Product: RAD54 homolog B
Biological process (GO): reciprocal meiotic recombination; double-strand break repair via homologous recombination
Cellular component (GO): nucleus
Molecular function (GO): DNA translocase activity; ATP binding
Source: RefSeq, a predicted model, not a curated record